CUCAAUUUUCCAAUAUGAAUAGAGCAGCCUGUAAGACUUUGGUAGAGAGGGCACACUGUAAAAUUGUUCAGGAAUACAUAACAGUCCUUAUUAACAGUUCUCUGAGAUGUGCAUCAAAUAACUGGUAUCAAAUAUCUGAUAAAAUUAUUCAGGACUCUAAUCAGCUGCAACAAUUUUUUGCAGAGCAGCAAUCUAGUGCCGCUUGGCUAGACAAAGCCAUUCAAGAUGUGGCAGAAAUAAUAAAAAUCAAUGAUAUCGAUGCAUUAAAGAUAGAGGUUGCUGCAUUUGUUACAAGCUACCCCGAUGUAAGGAAGGAACACAUCAGCGCUAUUCUGGACGUCAAAGGGAAGAUUUCCAAAACAGAUAGGCGGAGCAUCCUCAAACAAGUGGAUUAUAUGAUGGAACUCAAUGAUAACCUUUUAUCAUGCAACAAAUUAUUUCAAGGGAUAAAUGUCUCUAAAAUCCAAUGGAGGAAGAAUGGUUGUUGUAUAUUGUGCUGCAUAGUAUAAUCAGAGAACAAGUAAGAAAAACAAUCAUUAAAUGACAGCAGCAUUGUGUAUAAAGGGCAUUUGAAUCUAAACAACGCACAACAUUGACUGAGCUGCAACCUCACUGACAUUCGGAUCAACACUUUUAAUGUUAAUUUGAGUGAUGUUGCUGACAUCAGAAGUGCACAUAUUUCAGCCUGUUCUUUAGAAGCUAAAUAAUCAGCUUUUUAACAGCCAGUGAUGACAGACAUCAAGAUUCUGUAAUAAGCACUUUUGGUUUUUGUACUAGCUAGCACCAGGCUGUGACUCUUUGGAUAUUCAGUUUCCGUGUCAUGGGAAUUUUAUUU
Messenger RNA from Carcharodon carcharias (great white shark), 835 nucleotides. Its product is annotated as exocyst complex component 3-like protein 2. Gene Ontology annotation, cellular component: exocyst. The coding region runs from base 15 to 509 and encodes 164 amino acids. Gene Ontology annotation, molecular function: SNARE binding. Lineage: Eukaryota; Metazoa; Chordata; Chondrichthyes; Lamniformes; Lamnidae. Gene Ontology annotation, biological process: exocyst localization; exocytosis. The transcript has 4 exons. The record is from RefSeq and is a predicted model, not a curated record.